GUAAACAUGGCUGGGGAUAAAACCACCUUUGUUGAUGAGAUAAAUAAAGCUUUGGCAAAAUCUGAAGGGCUUAUGUUGAAGGAUCUACUGUUCUCCUGCCAUGGGACCCCAUAUCCCAUAAACCUUAUCAGCCCCAGUGUGAACUGGCUUAUCCAGAGUUUAAGAGAUUUGAUAUUUACAACUAACCAGAGUAAACCUGUAAGCACAGAACUACCAUUUAUUGAAUGUGGAGAUCCAGAUAAAUAUCAGGUUAGUGAAAAGAACAAAGUGAGGAUGAAGCAGAUUCCAUCUCCAGGGAUUUUGGCAACACAUUUGAGUGAUGAUUGCCUCCCGAAGUCUAUUUUCCAGAACAAAGCCAAGAUACUGGUGCUGUUUUGAAAUCCUAGGGAUACAGCUGUUUCAUUUUUCCAUUUCCAUAACAAUAUGCCAAGUGUCCCCAGUUACAGCUCCUGGGAUAAGUUCUUCUUAGAGUUCAUGAAUGGGAAAGUCAGCUGGGGAUCCUACUUUGAUCAUGCAGUCACCUGAAACAAAUACAUUGAGGAUGAGAAUACUAUGACUGUAAUAUAUGAAGACCUGUAUUCCUUUCAGAACCUGACUGUCAGUAUAAAGCAGAUAUCUGAAUUCUUUGGCUUCUCCACAGUGGCAGAGCAGAUCCAGUCCAUUGCAGACAGGGCCACUUUCCAGGCAAUGAAGGGUAAGGCUCAGGAGACUCUUGGUGCUGUUGGUUCAGUUCUUUUCUGCAAAGGUGUUGUGGGAGACUGGAAAAAUCUUUUCACUGAAGCACAGAACAGUGAAGUAUUCCAGGGAAGUUCAAGAGAAAAUCCUAUCUCAAGAUUCUAA
This is a messenger RNA of Calypte anna (Anna's hummingbird), 840 nucleotides long. It is a transcript of the gene SULT6B1, whose product is annotated as sulfotransferase family 6B member 1. Gene Ontology annotation, cellular component: cytoplasm. Gene Ontology annotation, molecular function: sulfotransferase activity. The record is from RefSeq and is a predicted model, not a curated record. Gene Ontology annotation, biological process: sulfation. Lineage: Eukaryota; Metazoa; Chordata; Aves; Apodiformes; Trochilidae.